AUGGCGAUACUCACGGACGAUGCUGGCAAACAUCUGGGAAUGUACCAUGUUCACGUUAGUCGUCCCGGCUCCUCUUCUCGCGACUCUAGCAAUAGUCCUUCGUCAUCCGGAUCUGUGGUCUCAGGCAACCAUAAUGCUCAGUUCUAUGCUCCGCGGCCAGCCGGACGGAAAUCGCCUUCUGGGCCGUCAUCAACCGGUGUAACUGUAGCGGCGGCUGGAUCUGGUGCUGUGGGGCCUCAUCAGCCAUCUCAGCCACAUCCUCACGUUACUCAUGCAUAUGUGCAUCAACACCAACAGUAUCAUGUAGCGCCAGGCAACCCGCCUGGUGUACUUCGUUCCUCACGCCCCAGUCAUUCACCCUCGUCUUCAGGUCCCCCAGUUGCCCUUGGGUCGCCUAUUUCUUUACGGCCACAGUCCGCUCACUUCGAAAUGUAUUCUCUCCCUCCGGGCCUCCCCGGGACUGGGCUUUCUACUAGUUUACUCCCCUCGGCCUCCACUUCAGUCUCUUCCCCUUCCCAUUCAUUAUCAGCUUCAGCCGCGCCAGCAAUUGUGACUCGAACUGGUGGUCCGGGUCUGCCAGCACCUGCACUCGCUUUAGACCUAUCAGAUUAUGAUAAACCCGCCUCUUCAACUUCGGACAACGAAAAUCAGAAUCUGUCACCUUGCCUGCGGCAACACGUUCUUCCAUUGUUGCGGGAUGUAAGUCGUUAUUUCUUGCUCAAGUUUUUUUUGCUCUAUCCUUUUUCUUUCAAAUAA
Molecule: messenger RNA, 756 nt
Organism: Protopolystoma xenopodis
Lineage: Eukaryota; Metazoa; Platyhelminthes; Monogenea; Polystomatidea; Polystomatidae
Source: the annotation of a GenBank genome assembly